This is a messenger RNA of Camelina sativa (false flax), 2413 nucleotides long. RefSeq lists its product as uncharacterized. The record is from RefSeq and is a predicted model, not a curated record. Lineage: Eukaryota; Viridiplantae; Streptophyta; Magnoliopsida; Brassicales; Brassicaceae.
UUGCGAAUCAUGGCGAUUUCGAAGGCGAUUGUUUUCAAGUUUUGAAUGAUUGAUCCCGACGGGUUUGGGGGGCGAGGAGAGGAUCUCCUUCGAUCUCUGCUGGUUAAUGAUGAUUGGAUUCAGAUCGGAAGUCUGAUUCUUUUUGGGCAAAGUUUGAUUCUGCUGGUUGCAGAUCUUGGGAUUGUGGGGGACUUUAAUGGGUUCUCUGAUCUUUAUGAUUCGGCCGGGUGGAGUUUGUAUAUUCUUAUAAGGGGGAUUGGAAAUGUCGAGAUGGUGGUCUUGAUGAUGGUAUCUGAUGGAGAUUCGUGGAUGGUUCCAACGCUUACAAUCAGGGGUUUGGAUGUUCUGCUUUCAAGUCUCAAUAUCUGUAUUUGGAGGGGAUUCAUUUCUCUGGAUUUGGGCAGGUUUUGUUAUUCUUUGCUAGUAUCGGAUUUCAAUAAGGGAAAUAUUGUCUUCUGUGGUGUUAAUCUCGGGAUUUCGACGGAUUUGGAGUGGGAGGGAAUCCGGAUUGUCGACUCCUAUGGGUUUGUGUAUUGGUCUCUGUGGUUUACUUUAUGGGAUUCAUAUCUGAUUUGGUUGGGGAUUCUGUUUGAGAUCUCUUUAUCCUGGUUUGGAAGGUGGAUAUCUUUGAUUUUUCCUUAUGAUAAUUUCCAGGCUUUUUCGAUGGUUUUGAUGGUACGAUUGGGGAUAAUCUGGAUAGUAAUGGGAGAAUAUAUGAUUCGAUACGGUCUGCUCUUGGGAGAAGGGGUUAGUGUUGAGGUAUAUAAACGAAGGCUUGCGGUUUGUUUAUGCAUCAUCUCUCUCUGGUUUUGUUAUUCGCUCCUUCUUGCUUUUCUUUUCAUCUUCAGUUUUUUCUGGGUUUUUCUUGCGGGUGGCUAUAUUUCUUUUCUGCGAAUCAUGGCUCAAUUGGUUUUCAGCAAGAAGAAUGCAACACUGGUUCGUACUGAAACUGUGUCCAUCUCCAGUUUGGUUUUGGCUCAGAGAAUUCAGCAGUUCUCGAUGACCCUUAUUGGUAGGCUCAUGAAUCCGGUGUGUCAGAAUAUGGAGUCCUUGAUAGCUAAUUUUCCAAAAAUUUGGAAGUUAGAAGAGAGGGUGGUUGGUGCCGAUUUAGGUCAGGGGGUUUUUCAGUUUAAUUUUGAGGAUGAGGAAGAUAUUUUGUCAGUUUUGCAAAAUGGUCCAUACCAUUUUGAUGGUUGGAUGGUCUCACUGGUUCGAUGGGAGCCAGUCAUCUCUUCCUCCUACCCUUCAGCUAUCAACUUCUGGGUUAAAGUGUUAGGGAUUCCAAUGCAUUUGUGGGAGGUGGCUACUUUUGAGGCUGUUGGUAAGAAGCUUGGGAGGAUUCAAGAGGUUGAUGAGGAAACGGGUAGUCUAUGUGUGUCAGUUAAUGGGUUCAAUCCGCUGAUCUUCAAGAUGGUGGUGCCUUUUGCAACUGGGGACGAGAUUGUGGUCUCACUAGAGUAUGAGAAAUUAAAUGGGGUUUGUGAGCAUUGUUCCCGGAUCACCCAUGAUUCCAAGGUCUGUCCAGAGGUUCUUAAGGGGGCUACUGUCCAAGGUGCGGAUUUGCAGAGGGAUAGUCGAGGUAGUCAAAGGCAAUUUCCAGCUGUGAAGCAAGAACAGCAUCUUAAUGCUGGGGGUUGGGAAAAGCCUAGAAAGCAUGCUAAGAGGGCCCUGGAUUUUCAGUCUGCGGAUUCUAGCGAAUUUGGAUAUUUUCCCCAGCAACGUUUUGGAGGUCAGAGUUCUAACGGUAAUGGUUCUCACCGUCCUCGUCAACAAGAGCAUCUACAGGGUCACGCUUGGGGUCAGAAGAGGAGUUUCGGUGAGGUCACUGGUCGAGAGGAAGGUUCUCAUCGCGGUACACAUUCAGGGAAUGGAGAGGGUUCGGGUAAGGUCCCCGGUUAUGUUCUUAACCGAAAGAGUGCUGGUACGGCUUGGCCUAAACCUCUUUUUAAGGUCAAACAGGCGGCUGUUGUGGAGCAUAGUUCGAUGCGAAUUGAUAAUAUUGUGGGAGACCCCAGCUCUAGUGAUCCACCAGCGGACAAGGAGGCUGAGGGGAGUGUUGUUAAGGGAGAUGCCGGGGCUGAUCUGGCUAUGGAUUUUGAGGUUGACAAUGAUGACUUGCUUGAGGAUGGUGAAUUUGAUGAUAUGGGUAAGUCUGAUCUUAACGGUGUCCAGGAGGGGGCUGUUUCUCCAACUCAGGGUGUGGGGGGUCAUACGGAUCAAGGGUCUGAGGUUCAAGUGGAUCAGGUUACUGAUUCCCAGGGUGAUUAUGACUGUAUUCCGAAAGGUGAAGGGAAUAAACAGAAGCUGAUGGGGAAACUGGGUAAUAAUACAGUGGGCACUAAACCUUCGGAUGGGGGGCGUCAAGGAAAGAAAGGGAUGGGGGCUCUCCCGAAACCGCCGGCUAGAACGUGAA